This is a messenger RNA of Xiphophorus couchianus (Monterrey platyfish), 4605 nucleotides long. RefSeq names its product semaphorin-4B-like. The transcript has 14 exons. Gene Ontology annotation, molecular function: semaphorin receptor binding; chemorepellent activity. The record is from RefSeq and is a predicted model, not a curated record. Gene Ontology annotation, biological process: negative chemotaxis; semaphorin-plexin signaling pathway; neural crest cell migration. The coding region runs from base 1137 to 3455 and encodes 772 amino acids. Lineage: Eukaryota; Metazoa; Chordata; Actinopteri; Cyprinodontiformes; Poeciliidae. Gene Ontology annotation, cellular component: plasma membrane.
ACAUAUUUAACUUUAUGAACAUCUUAUGAUAAACGUCCCGUAGAGAAAAAUGUAGCUGAAUAUUUAAUGUAGUUAAAUAUUGGGUUCUGUUGGCUGGUUCUGCUCAGACUCUGACAGUAAAUCUGCUGCUUUAAAUCACCAACAGAACAUUUCUAUGUUGCUUUAAGCUAACGGGACGUUUCUGGCCAAAUGCUUUGGUGCUUCAGUUUUUCAUCAGAACAUUUUAGCUGCAGGAGUGAAGAACUGCACAUAAAAUGAUGCUUUGCUGCUUUUGUUUCUGUCUACAACAGUAAAACCAUUCCGCUCAUCCAUCCUUCCUUCUCUUGCUCAGCAGUAAAAAUCUUUCCACUGUUUCUUCUUUUUGGCUUCGACGUCUUUUCGUGUUCAGACUCAGCUGACGGUGCCGACGCUCCACCCACGCCGACGCUUUCAAUCUGUUGCUAUGACAACGAUCAUCCACCGAAACAGAAAGAGUCAAUUUGACCAGCGUUGGAUUUAAGUCAAAAGAUUCAGAAAUUUUACAAACAAUACAAAAUUCAAAGAUUUUAAUUAAGUAGAGCAGAACCUGGAUUUCUUUGUGUUAAAAGCAUCUGGAAUAUUUAGUUCUAUUUUUCCAGCUGAAGGAAAAUUAGUUUCUGUUUCCAGGAAUUUAAAGUAUUUAAACUGAGCAGCAAAUGAAGGAGAAACAGGAAAUUUAUCUGAGAUACAAGAAGAUAGUUGGAUGUUUUCCCGUCCUUCUCUCCCUCCAUCAUCCCUCCAUCCCUCCUCAGCUGUAAAUCCAGAUCUUCUCCUUCCGGUUCCCUGAAUCUCCUCUGAUUCCUCUGAUUGUUUCCUGAUUUUCUGCAGAAGAAGAAACUCCGUCUCUACGUUGGGUGUAAAUCUGAGGUGGAGUUUGGACCCGGACCAGAACUUCCUCCUCCUUUCUCUAAGUGGUUUUCAGAGAAGCGUGUUUAAAGUUCCUGAAAGCAUCGCCGGCGCUUUAUCUGCUGCAUUUCAUCACAUCCUGCAGCGCUGCCUCCUCCUCCUCCUCUUCGUCGCCUCUGACCUCAGACUGAAGGGAGGAAGCUGCGGUUGUUCUGAUCGUCACUCUGAGUGCUGCUGCUCUGCGCUCAAGACCCGACCCGUUGCUCGGCAGCAUGGCCUCUUCGCUCGCCCUCCUCUUCCUCAGCCUGCUGGGCUCCACGUGCGCUCUUCUUCCUCCUCGGAUCUCCUUCCUGCUCAAUUCACCAGAAAGACCUUUGGUUCACUUCAACCUCACAGACGUCAGCAACACCGCCACACUGUUGCUUAGCAACGACAGCUCCACCCUUUAUGUCGGAGCUAGUAAUGCCAUCCUCUUACUGAAUGUCAGCCAGAGUGAUGUCAUCAGCCUGAGGCGUAAGGUGACAUGGAGUCCGUCCAAGGUCGACAGAGGAGACUGUGCGUACAAAGUGCAGGAUCCAAAGGUUGACUGUCAAAACUUUGUCCAUGUUGUUCAGAGAGUAAACUCCACCCACCUGUACGUCUGCGGCAGCAACGCCUACAACCCUCAGCAAGCCUUCAUCGACGUGGAGCGUCUGUCGGUGGUCCAGCAGGACGAAGCCAGAGGGCGCUGUCCGUUCAGUCCUUUUGAACGGAGCUCUGCAGUCAUCAUUGACCAGGAACUCUUUGCUGCCACAACCACCGACUUCAAGGGAAAAACCCCACAAAUUUCACGAUUCCUCAGUAAAGAUGGCCGCCCAGACAUCAGCCUGGACUCCUCCAUCAGUUUACUUGAGGAUCCAAGAUUUGUGAGUGUGUCGGUGGACCCGGCGGGACAGAAACUCUACUUCUUCUUUUCUGAAAUCGGGAAGGAGUUCAGCUUCGUCGACCAGAUUCAGAUUCCCAGAGUGGCUCAAGUCUGCAAGGACGACGUUGGAGGACAGAGGAUUCUGCAGAAGAAGUGGACAUCCUUUGCCAAGUCUGCUCUGCUCUGCCAGCCUCCAGAACAGCCUCCCUUCAACAUCCUGGAGGAUAUGUUCACCCUGCAGCCACCAGAGGGCACCGACGCCUCAGAAACACUGUUUUAUGGCGUCUUCACCUCCCAGUGGUCCAGGCGGCCCGAGUCUGCAGUUUGCACCUUUAGGCUGCAGGACAUCCGAGACGUUUUUGCUGGAACCUUUAAGACCCUGGAGAAGGGAACGUACCAACUGAAACCCCCAGCAGGACGACAAUACCUGGGACAGUGCGGCCUCUCAAACUCCUCCGACUCUGAGCUUUCUGAGGUGAAGAUGAACUACCUGACCGACAGGAACGUGAAACCAGUUGGACCAGUUUUUGUUUUUCCUGAGCAGAAAUACAGUCGUGUGGUCGCAAUGAAGACAACGGCGGCCAACAGCCAACAGUACGACGUCCUGUUUCUCCUGACCGAGUCCGGGUUCCUCCACAAGGCGGUUCCUUUGGAUCAGGACCUUCGAGUCGUUGAGGAGAUCCAAGUGUUCAGGGAACCUCAGCGGGUCAAAAGCAUGAUCCUGUCUUCCUCCAAGGGACUCGUGUAUGUGGGAACGUCUGAGGGAGUGACAGCGGUACCUGUGGCCCAGUGUCCGAGCUACCGGAGCUGCAGGCAGUGCAUCCUGGCCAGGGAUCCGCUGUGUGGCUGGAGUCCGACCCGCAGAACCUGCACGGGUCUGGAUGGCGCCGGCGACAGCGUAGUUCAAAGCCUGGACAGCAUCAAGGGGGACGAAUGUCAGCCGGCAGAGCGGAUCCUGCAGCACCAAGACGUCUUUGUCCAGCUGAACGAAGUUGUGACUCUUCAGUGUGUGAAGCCGUCUAACCUCGCCACGCUGCGCUGGAGCUUCGCCGACGCCACGGUUCAAUCGGACCGGCUCUUCAUCCAGGCAGCAAACGGCAGCCUCCGCUUCCUGGCCUCUGCUGGGACCUUCGGGAUUUACCGCUGCCAGGCGGAGGAAGACGGACUCAUGGAAGUGGUGGCGAGCUACAACGUCCGGCAAGCGUCCAGUCCUCGGCAUCUGUCCAAGGUCAACCGGGAUCCGGUGACCCCGGGCCCGGAGAAGAGGUCUGUUGAGACCGAGGAUCCGGCUGUGAUCCCGGUUUCAGACGCACCAGAGGAUGAAACCUUCAUCACCAACGAUUCCGACGCAGAGGAGCGCGUGACUCAGGCUAAAGGUGAUGCGUUUUCCGUCCAGGAAAUAGUCCCGACCUCCAGGAAGGACAGCCGGUCCAUGAAGAACCCGGCUGAGGAGGCACCGACCCAGAGGAGCUACCACAGCGAGCUGGUGGUGGUGUCCCUGCUGCUGGCCGCCUGCGUCCUGAUCCUGGCGCUCGGCGCCGUCCGCAUCUGGGGGCGGCGGAGCGCCGGCUCCGGGUCCGACCGGCUGCCAUCCGCAGACAAUGGAACCAAAACAAACACGUCCAUGGAGAUCCACUCACUGAGCGCCGCAGAGGACGCGGGUCCGGACCAAACCAUCAUCCCGUGAUGGAGGUCUGGACGGGUCUGGACCGAACCAUCAUGGAGUCCAGUGGCGGUCCGGGCUGUUCUGAGGCUCCAGAGUCGGCUUCGUCCUGAUCGAUCAGUCGGUCAUGAAGGACUUCUGACCCGUUUUCAUUCACCUUUAGGUCCAGUAGAUUCUGUUCCCAGUGACUCAGUCUGAAGUCCAGAACCACAAAUCCUUCAACAUUCAGAUUGUUUCAGUUCAAAGGUCCAGACAUGUAGCGCCAUUUUACAGCAUGCUCAAGUAACGGUUAUAAAAUGUUUUAUACCUAAAUAUCAAAUAUAACUUAAAAGAAAUCCAGAUUUAACGUCUUGAAAUUGGGCCUCUGUCUCUUUAAGAAGCUCCUGCUCUUCCUGAAGCUCCGCCUCCAGGAAGUCAUCCAACAUGGCUCUUCUAUUUAAAGCUUUUACCUGCUUUGCUCAGAGCAGCAGCUCCUAUAAUGAGCUCAGCUGUUUGCUAACUGCUGCUGGCUAGUCUAAAGGAGAUGAGUGGGGGCGGAGCUAAGCCUCGGAGGCGGGGCUACGUCCACCAACUGAUAAUCUAUUCAAUAAGAACCCGACACAAGAUGCUGGUUUUUAUUUUCAGGUUCUAAAGCGGGGAAAAAAGUCAAAACAAAAAGUUUUUAGCGUUUUAUUUCUAAACGUGUAUUCUAUUUUUUUGAUGAAGAGUUUUUGCGGCGCUAGUGGCUCAUAUUUUUGCAACAGUAGGCAGACAGGAAGGAGGGCGAGGAAGACAUGUGGCAAAGGUCGCCGGGACUGGGAGUCGAACCCACGACGUCCACGUUGAGGACGAAGGCCUUCGAACGUGGGGCGUGCUAACCCGCUGCGCCACCACAGCACGCCCCCAGACUCCAUGUUUUCUGCGCAGCAGGUUUCUCAGGGAUGAUUUGUCAUGAAUUAUUUAUUGUUUCCUGUUCUUUCAGAUGUAAUUUAUGACUGUAAAUAUUCCAGUGUUUUUCAGACGUGCUCAGCUGGUUUUCUGCUCCUCUUUGUGUUUUUAUUCUCUGUUUGACUGUGGCGCCCUCUGGUGGCACAAAGUAUGUUUGUAAAUUCAUCUAUUAAUCUGACAGAUUAAUAAAAGAUCAUAAUUCUGAUUGUUGUUUCUAUUCAUAAUAAACUUGAAGUCCUCAGACUGA